Solanum verrucosum is the source of this 1036-nucleotide messenger RNA. Its product is annotated as polyubiquitin-like. Gene Ontology annotation, cellular component: cytoplasm; nucleus. Gene Ontology annotation, biological process: protein ubiquitination; modification-dependent protein catabolic process. Bases 65 to 1036 code for a protein of 323 amino acids. The record is from RefSeq and is a predicted model, not a curated record. The transcript has 2 exons. Gene Ontology annotation, molecular function: protein tag activity; ubiquitin protein ligase binding. NCBI's taxonomy places the organism in Eukaryota, Viridiplantae, Streptophyta, Magnoliopsida, Solanales, Solanaceae.
UGAUUCUUCUUAUUUUCUCUAUUGUUUGUGUGUUAUCUGUAGGAGAUUUCAAUCUUUGCAAAAGAUGGAGUCAUGCAUGAAGCACAAGAGAAUUGUUGUUGAAGAUGAAAAAGAAAAAGAGAUGACUAUAGAUGUGAAGGUCACUAAAACAGUCACUAUAACAGUUAAGGAAUCAGAUAGUAUCGGACACGUGAAAUCUUUAAUACAUGAUCACGAGGGCAUACCGGAAUGUCUUCAACAACUAUUUUCAAAAGAUGUUCGCCUAACAGAUGAUGAACAGACUCUAAUGGAUUGUGGCAUUAUCGAAAACUCCACCCUUCAUGCUUAUAUCGACAAUUCAAUCCCUAAGGUAUUUUUGGUGAAGAGACCCCAUGCUAAUGUUACAAUUACGGUUUAUUCAAGGACAUUCGAUACUAUCCAGGAUGUCAAAUGUAGGAUUGGGGUCAAAGAAGGAGUAAACUCAAAGCAAUUUUCUCUUAUUCAUGACGGAAAGUUUCUUGAAGAUGACAAAACCUUAGCUUUUUACAAAAUCAAUGGUGGAUCAACACUUCAUAUGGUUUCCAUUCCGAGAGACAAGUUGCUUAUUUCCGUGGUAAUGCCAACAGAGGAAAUUGUUAAAAUAGAAGUCAAGGUUACCUUAACUGUUCGCGACAUUAAGACAAUUAUAGAAAGCAGAGUUGGCUACUCGAUAAGUUCUAUGGAUUUGAUUCUUGGGAAACAGCAAUUGGAAGAUUCGAAGAUAUUAUAUCAGUGUGAUAUCAACGAAGAGUCUGUCUUAAAGGUGAAGAGUAGAACAAUACAGAUCUUAAUCAAGACGAGUAGUGGAAGUAUUACACUAGACGUUCACAGACACGAGUUGGUCAAGAAUGUGAAGGACAUGCUUCUACAGAAGCUAAACAUACCAAUUCAUCUGCAAAAACUUGUGUUUGAGGGAAAAAGUCUUGCUGAUUCCCGGGAUUUAGCAAGCUACAAUAUCAGAAUGCACUCGAAUAUCAUUUUUGAUUGUCGUAGUCCUGUUUCUACGACAAUUAUCUGA